GGGCAGAGAUUUCAAAAUUAAAAAUAUUAGUAAAGUGCAUUUAAUUACACUAAAUUUAUUACAGUAGUUUCUAAAAUACAUACACAGAGGCCUUGAUCUUGUUAAACAUGCACAAUGUUUCACAGUACCUUGGGAUGAAAAAAUACAGUUGCAGCUGAGCUCCUAACACAAUUACUAAGGCACGUCUUUUCAAGGGAAAGUUCCCUAAAUCAAUUUCUGUUCCCGUGAAAACAGGACCCAAGGCUCAAGCACCAUGACUGUUAGCACGUGUGACCAAGAUCCCAACUGCUGAUUUAAAAAUCAGUUAAUCACCUGCUUGUGCGGAUACUGAGAAAUAAACCAAAUAAAUCUGGGAGGUGAACCGAAAUCUGGUUUCCAGAAGUAACAAAGCCAAAGUAGAAAAGACUUAAAAGUGGAACUUCUUGCAAAUAGCAUCAUUAUUUCUUUGUACUUUCUUCCAAGUCCCGCGAUAAGUAAAAUAACUCAUUGAUCUUCCCCCAGCUCCAAUAACCACUUCUCUUACUUAUCACUACAGCGUAGUUGCUCCUAAGUUCUUCUGGGGUCCUAGAAUCCAGGAAAAACCAAAGGGAAAAAGGUAUACUCAGCACGCAACCACGACGCACAUUUGCUCAGUAUCAGCAUACAACACAACAAGCCUCUGAAGGGAGAAUCGAGUGACAAUUAUAAAAACGUUAACUCUUUAAUUAUGGCAAACUUAUGGUUGAGACCCCUUGAAAAAACCUGAAACUUAUUUUCUUCGCGCAAUAGCGAACUAAAAUCCAAGUCCGGUUAUCUUUCUUUAACGCUGAAAGUGAAAGUCGCUCAGUCAUGUACGACUCUUUGCGACCCCAUGGACUAUAUAGUCCAUGGAAUUCUGCAGGCCAGAAUACUGGAGUGGGUAGCCUUUCCCUUCUCCAGGGGAUCUUCCCAACCCAGGAUCGAACCCACGUCUCCCGCAUUGCAGACGGAUUCUUUACUAGCUGAGCCACAAGGGAAGCUCCUUUAAUGACCGGGCUACGUGCAAAACGGAGGGGAACGCGGGAUGAGAUUCUGUGACUCAGAAAGCUAUUUGGAGUAUGGAUUAUAAGCCUGAACCUGAACCCCUCAGUGAGAGCUCAGAACUUCUCUUCUCCUUUGGAGUGAUAGCAGAUAUUCAAUAUGCUGAUUUGGAAGAUGGCUAUAAUUUCCAGGGAAACAGACGGAGGUACUACAGACACAGUCUUCUUCACUUACAGGGUGCUAUUGAACACUGGAAUAAAGAAAGCAGCCGGCCCCGUUGUGUACUUCAGCUUGGAGACAUCAUUGACGGAUACAAUGCGCAGUACAAAGCAUCAGAAAAGUCACUGGAGCGCGUCAUGAACACAUUCCAAAUGCUAAAAGUCCCUGUUCAUCACACGUGGGGAAACCACGAAUUCUAUAAUUUCAGCAGAGACUAUUUAACAAACUCCAAACUUAACACAAAGUUUCUGGAAGACCAGAUUGCCCACCAUCCUGAGACUGUGCCCUCGGAGGAUUAUUACGCGUAUCAUUUUGUGCCAUUCCCUAAAUUCCGCUUCAUUUUACUCGAUGCUUAUGACAUGAGUGUCUUGGGCGUGGAUCAGUCUUCUCCAAAAUACCAGCAGUGUCUGAAGAUACUGAGGGAGCACAACCCAAAUACGGAACUGAAUAGUCCUCAAGGACUCCGUGAGCCCCAGUUUGUCCAGUUUAAUGGUGGAUUUAGCCAAGAACAGCUGAGUUGGCUGAAUGAAGUUCUUACAUUCUCCGACAGAAACCAAGAAAAGGUGGUGAUUGUGAGCCAUCUUCCCAUUUACCCCGAGGCCUCUGACAGUGUGUGCCUGGCCUGGAAUUACAGAGACGCCCUGGCAGUCAUUUGGUCUCACAAGUGUGUGGUGUGCUUCUUCGCCGGCCACACUCACGAUGGCGGCUACUCUGAGGACCCUUACGGUGUGCACCACGUCAACAUAGAAGGGGUUAUCGAAACAGCUCCGGACAGCCAGGCCUUUGGCACCGUUCACGUCUAUCCUGACAAAAUGAUGUUGGAAGGGAGAGGCAGAGUUCCAGACAGAAUUAUGAAUUACAGGAAGGAAUAAGCCUUCCUUCCAUUUUUUGUCUGAUUUUAUUUGUUUACUUUUAUAGGAAGAGACUGACUUGGCUUUGUGGUUUUGUUUGCUUCCCAUUCCCCAAGCCUCAGUCUCAUUAUUUAGGAUUCUAUUUGCAUAACAAAUAGCCAUAAAUGGCUUCAAUGUGUGUUAGCUCAUAAGAUACUCUGAAGUGUCAUUUUUGGGUAAUAUAUCCCAUGCUGAAAAUUGGAAAGAAGAUGAAUGAAAGUAGCGUGAGUAAACCAGGCAGGAGACUGAGGUGGAAGGUGGAUAUACUCCUCAAAACAGACACUAUUUAGCCUUACCUGAGAUGUUUUUUACUAUUUACAAGGAGAAUGUAUUCAUUCACUGUGUUAGCCAUGUAACUUAAAAUUCACAAUAAAAAAGUAAAAGAAGCCCAGGUAAACUUUCCGUUUACCCAGCUGUGUGAAUGA
Molecule: messenger RNA, 2533 nt
Organism: Dama dama (fallow deer)
Lineage: Eukaryota; Metazoa; Chordata; Mammalia; Artiodactyla; Cervidae
Gene: ADPRM
Product: ADP-ribose/CDP-alcohol diphosphatase, manganese dependent
Exons: 4
Coding region: 1077-2090 (337 amino acids)
Molecular function (GO): ADP-ribose diphosphatase activity; CDP-glycerol diphosphatase activity; 2',3'-cyclic-nucleotide 2'-phosphodiesterase activity
Source: RefSeq, a predicted model, not a curated record